CUCUGUGUGUGGGGUAGGGCUGAGUUGGCGUCCAUUUUAUUGAUUGACGUUUUGGUGGUACAGUAGUUGACGCGAUGUGGUAGAGGCUGUGGACAGGAUUUAUGUAAUUUUAAGAAAUAAAAGUGGUUUUAAUGAAACCCAAAGAGGAGGCGAUGAAUCAUUCAGAUGGCGGUGAUGUCGAUGAUCUCAGUGACGACCCCUCAUCUCCAGAAAGCGCUUCUUUCGACGACGGAGACAUACUCUCGGGUCAUGUACACGACGAUAUCACAGCACAAUUGGCUGCUGCCGGUCCCAUCGGAGUGGCGGCGGCCGCGGCCAUCGCGACGGCGAAGAAGCGUAAGCGACCGCAUAGUUUCGAAACCAACCCAUCCAUUCGCAAACGACAACAAACCCGACUCCUCAGGAAGUUGAAGGCCACGAUAGAUGAGUACACCACUCGUGUGGGACAACAGGCCGUUGUCCUAAUAGUCACUCCCGGAAAACCUCAGAAUAACUUCAAAGUGUUUGGUGCGCGUCCUCUCGAGAAUGUGGUGCGUCACUGCCGGUCACUAAUAAUGCAAGAGUUGGACACAGCUCUGGCACAACAGGCGCCGCCUCAGGUGAAGGAAGACCCGUCUCUGCAUGAAUUGCCUCCUCUAGUCGUUGACGGCAUCCCGACGCCCGUCGAGAAGAUGACUCAGGCACAGCUCAGGGCUUUCAUUCCUCUCAUGUUGAAGUACUCGACCGGCAGAGGGAAGCCCGGCUGGGGCAAGGAGUCGACUCGACCCCCCUGGUGGCCAAAGGACCUCCCGUGGGCUAACGUUAGGAGCGAUGCGCGCACUGAAGAAGACAAACAAAAAGUCUCGUGGACUCAUGCGUUGAGACAAAUUGUCAUCAAUUGCUACAAAUUUCACGGUCGAGAAGACCUGUUGCCGGCAUUCAGUGAUGACGAGGACAAGAGUGGCUCCAAUCAGACCAAAGAGAAGGUGAAAAGUCGCAGCAGCCAUAGCAGCCUCAAUGUAACCAAUGUUACCAACGCUGGCGGUGUGGCCACUGUUUCCACACUGUCUGAGUCUACCCUCGCUGCUCAGGGGGUCAACACCCUAUACGCGCAGCCCAUCACACACUAUGCGCCCACAAUGUUGCAGACGAUCAGUAAUCCGGACGGAACCGUAUCUAUCAUUCAUAUGGACCCCAACAGUGCUGUCGUCACAUUACCCGACGGAACUCAAGCACAAGUCCGGGCCGUUAGUGCGUUAAGGAUCCAGAACACGGGUAAUGAGGCGAACCAAGCCGUGCAAACAUUAGCAGAGAUGGGUCAGGAGCACGACAAAGUCACUCAAUUCGGAACCGUUAACGUGGACCUCAGCGGUGACGGCUCUACACAAACCGUAUCACUAGCCGAGGCAACCAUUAGUCCUGACGGACAGAUCAUAUUAACCGGAGAAGACGGAACUCAAAGCACAUUUCCAGUCUCAGGAAUGGUUACAAUUCCGGUGUCUAUGUAUCAGACCGUAGUGACAAACAUUCAGAAUCUGACUGAAGCUGGUCUGCCGCUGACGAUGAGUGCUAUCACAGGGUCGGCGCAGUUGACAGAAGUGACUGACGGCGAGGAAGUGAACGACGCCAGCACUACGACCGUCAAUAUGGUAGAGGACGUGAAGACCGUACUGAACGGCACUCAGACCUCAGUUGGUGUGACGGAUGAGGAGAGUUAAUGAGUGAAAUGACUGCCAUAACUGGCAUUAUCUCAAUGUACAGAUGAGUCGAGAGAUUUAGUCUCAAGUGGUGUCAUAUUUAGUUCAUUAUCGCAAUCAAUGUUCUCUUAAUUAUAGGAUUAGAGUCAUCCCAACCAACGCUUGUUAUAUUGAUAGUGAAGUCGUUUCUCUUCUAGUGUUAAAUAACUUUUAGUUUACAUUUAAUAAUUAUUUUCAAUUAAGUGUUGUUACGGUUCAAGACUUUGUACUCUAAUGUACUUAAAGACUGCGAUUAAAUCUGAUACAAAUCAAUACAAACAGAACGCACUAAAGAUAUUAAUCAUUAAUUCAUUUUUAAGUUCAACCAUAACCUAAUGUACUAUAUAUUUGAAGUGAUA
Oppiella nova is the source of this 2074-nucleotide messenger RNA. The record is from the annotation of a GenBank genome assembly. Lineage: Eukaryota; Metazoa; Arthropoda; Arachnida; Sarcoptiformes; Oppiidae.